This is a messenger RNA of Pocillopora damicornis (cauliflower coral), 2119 nucleotides long. RefSeq lists its product as uncharacterized. Gene Ontology annotation, biological process: signal transduction. Gene Ontology annotation, molecular function: protein binding. NCBI's taxonomy places the organism in Eukaryota, Metazoa, Cnidaria, Anthozoa, Scleractinia, Pocilloporidae. The record is from RefSeq and is a predicted model, not a curated record.
AGAUGUGAACUUCUCACACCUGAAUUUUUUAUUUACAGCUCCAGUACAUCCAUCAGAUCAGGAAGAGGGUAAAGAAUUGGGGAGCAAGCAGCAUGAAGUUGUGUUUGGUUAUGAGAAGACAUCCUCCAGUUCUGAAACAGUCCCUGCUCAGGAGUCUGGUGAGAAAAUCAGAAUGGGUAACAUUCCUCUUGAAUGGUUUCCAUACCUUGCAUUGGAUAUACAAGGCGACAUGGAAUGGAAAAAGCUUGGGAAAAGCUUAGAUCUGAGUGAUGCGGAACUCAAUGGUAUUGAGAUAGACAACGGUGAGGAAUACGAGCGAAGUUAUAAGAUGCUAAAAACUUGGUGGCAGAAAGGUGCUGCCUCCUAUGACAAGCUUGCGUUUGCCCUAAGAAAGCAUGAUCUUGAAGAGAUUCGUCGAGACUUCUGUCUUAUGGAAUGCACUCCACCCCUAAAGGAAGUUGUGAAUUUGCCAGGGAACCUAAAGGAAGGACCAAUAGACGGGAGAGAUUUACCAGACAUAGCUGAGGCCGUGAUGGGAAAAUGUAAAAGACUGGGUAGGGCACUUGGGGUAAAAGAUAAUCGAUUAGAUAAAAUAGUGAUGGACAACCCAAAAAAAGGUUCUGAGCAGUCCUAUCAAAUAUUAAGAGCAUGGAAGCAGGCCAAUGGUAAUGGUGCUUCUUACUAUUCCCUAGCGCAAGCCUUGUAUGACCGCACUGUCAAUUUGGGUGUAGUUGUGAGUGACUUUUGCCUCAAGAAAACCCAAUGAUAUUGUGGCCACAGGUGAAACCUUUUCUGAGUAGUUGUUUUCAGUGUGGAAAGCUAGCCAGAAAUAUUUCUCAAGUUUAGUAAAUUUUACAUCUUUGAUAGUAAUAUGCAAUCUUGUCAUUGCAAGAAUUUCGUUGUUAGACUAUAUUCACAAAAUACUCACAAGUUUGAUGGCGAAGAGGGUGGUGGGGGAAGGGGGGCACCAGUCAUCUUUCUGGAUAUUCCCCUAGGUCUCUCCAUACACUGGUGGCCCCUAAAUCCAAGUAGUGUUCCUGAUGUUUUAAAUUAUUGUGUCUGAUAUUUUUAUUUUUGUUGCUGUUGUUCACUUGUGUAGCAAUAGUAGUCACGUGAAUUUAAAGACAAGGAAAAGCUUGGUGCCAUCAAUUCACAUACAUUUGAAGCUAGUACAUAUAAAGCAAAAAAGCAGGGUCAAAAGCGAAAAAAUGUAAUUUGUGAUAAUCGCAAUUAGCAUAAAUUAAAAUUUUCCCAGCAUUUAUCAGAGGACUGAAGGGGAGUGUAGUGCGGGGAGAGUUAUGGGAUCGUACUUUGUAAUAAUUAUUUGAGAUCAUUAGUAGGGCGAGGUAUUUUACGGUCAGCCUUCGCCAUGUUAAGUUGGUCGGUUUCAUUUUUGUAUAAAUUUAUUAAGUCUUUUUUGUUUAGUUUUUUCCUGGAAUAUCGUCAUGUUCACAUCAGGUUUUACUAAGAGCUGUACUCGCAUGCUUCUUUAAGUAACUUUUAUGUACUUGUGUAUAUCAUGUUAUUCAUAGGAUACCCUAAGACCCGGAAGAUGGCACCACUGCAGUGGUCAGGGGUACACGUUCUCUUCUUUUUUUAUUCCAAGGGCCGGUUUUAUGGGUUUUCGUGUUUGGCUUUUGUGCAUUCAGUUUCCUUCACUGAACUGUAAUUAUGAUGAGCUCUUUUAAGCAUAAUAGCUUUAAAUAAACGGACUUGGCUAGCCAACGCGCCCAGAUAUUAACAAUUUUCGCGCUCGGUCGAGUAGUGGCGGCAAAAUAACUAAGGGGAACUAAGGAAAUAAAUGGUAGGUCUUGGUCCUUAGAAGCUUUUUAUCUCCACUGACUGCGGGAAAAUCUGGCAUUGGCUACUCAAAAAAGAGAUUUUUUAAUGAGAAAAAAAUUACUACAUUUGAAUAGUAUUCAAUUCCAUGCUCCUACCUGGGAGAAAAAUAAUUUUCUACUUGUGAGUAACUAGAUAAAUCAAGCAAACAAAAGAAUCCAGUUUAUUACGAUUACUCAUCUCCUCUUUGUUUGUAAGAAAUAAAUGUGCAACUUUUUUUCAGUACAACAUGAUUAGUGUAAUCUUCAUGAAACUUUUUUGAUUAAAACCAAAUCUACGA